CCGGGCUGGUAGGAGCCCCGCCCCUCCCGCCUCAGCGGAUCAUGACCCGGGCAGCGGCCACGGAGGUCGCGGUGGCGGGGAACGUGGCGUGGCCGGGCCAGCGCUAGAGAGGAUGCCGUUUCCGGCGACAACCCCGGGAUCACAGCAGACCCCGCCGCCACCCAGGCUCUAUGGCAUCUCCUCCCCCAUCAGCUUAGCCGCCCCCAAGGAGACAGACUGCGUACUGACCCAGAAAUUAAUUGAAACCCUGAAGCCCUUUGGGGUUUUGGAAGAGGAAGAGGAACUGCAGCGCAGGAUUUUAAUUUUGGAAAAAUUAAAUAAUCUGGUAAAGGAAUGGAUACGAGAGAUCAGUGAAAGCAAAAGUCUCCCACCCGCUGUGAUUGAGAACGUCGGCGGCAAAAUCUUCACGUUUGGCUCCUACCGGCUAGGGGUGCACACCAAGGGCGCCGACAUCGACGCGCUGUGCGUCGCGCCGAGGCACGUGGACCGCAGCGACUUCUUCACUUCCUUCUACGACAAGUUGAAACUACACGAGGAAGUCAAGGACUUAAGGGCGGUGGAGGAGGCGUUUGUCCCCGUUAUCCGACUGUGUUUUGAUGGGAUAGAGAUUGAUAUUUUGUUUGCAAGAUUAGCACUGCAGACUAUUCCAGAAGACUUGGACCUAAGAGAUGACAGUCUGCUUAAAAAUUUAGAUAUUAGAUGCAUAAGAAGCCUUAAUGGUUGCCGGGUAACCGAUGAAAUCUUACAUCUAGUACCGAACAUUGACAACUUCCGGUUAACCCUCAGAGCUAUCAAGCUGUGGGCCAAAUGCCACAACAUCUACUCCAAUAUACUAGGGUUCCUGGGAGGCGUCUCCUGGGCCAUGCUUGUAGCAAGAACCUGCCAGCUGUAUCCAAACGCAGUGGCAUCCACGCUUGUACGUAAAUUUUUCUUAGUGUUUUCUGAAUGGGAGUGGCCAAAUCCAGUGCUACUGAAAGAGCCUGAAGAACAAAACCUUAAUCUGCCUGUAUGGGACCCAAGAGUAAACCCCAGCGACAGGUACCACCUGAUGCCUAUAAUCACACCGGCAUACCCACAGCAGAACUCCACCUACAACGUGUCUGUGUCCACAAGGAUGGUCAUGAUCGAGGAGUUUAAACAAGGUCUUGCUAUCACACAUGAGAUCUUGCUGAGUAAGGCAGAGUGGUCCAAACUAUUUGAAGCUCCAAGCUUCUUUCAAAAGUAUAAGCAUUAUAUUGUACUUCUAGCAAGUGCACCAACAGAAAAGCAGCGUCUAGAAUGGGUGGGCUUGGUGGAAUCAAAAAUCCGAAUCCUGGUGGGCAGCUUGGAGAAGAAUGAAUUUAUUACACUGGCUCAUGUGAAUCCUCAGUCAUUUCCAGCACCCAAAGGAAAUCCUGACAAGGAAGAAUUUUGCACAAUGUGGGUGAUUGGGUUAGUAUUAAAAAAGCCAGAAAAUUCUGAAGUUCUCAGUAUCGAUCUCACCUAUGAUAUCCAGUCUUUCACAGACACAGUUUAUAGGCAAGCCAUAAAUAGUAAGAUGUUUGAGAUGGAUAUGAAAAUCGAUGCAAUGCAUUUAAGAAGAAAGGAGCUCCACCAGCUACUACCUAAUCACGUGCUUCAGAAAAAUAAAACACAUUCGAUGGAAGAUGUCAGAUUGACAGCUUUGAAUGACAGCAGUCUUGACUCUGCUGACAGUGAAAACAGCGUGUCUGUGCCUUCACCUGUAAGCACUGUGAAGACUGGCCCAGUGACUGGCUCCUCUCAGGGCAGAAACAGUCCUGCUCUGGCUGUAAUGGCAGCAUCUGCCACCAGCGUACAGGUUACUGAAGUUACCUUGCAGCAAGGGAACCCCAGUGAGAGCCCGGGGGGUGCAAGCGAAAGCGUUCCUCAGACUGCCUCACAAGCAGCCAUUUCUCCACCUCCAAAGCCCACGAUCACUAGACUUGUUUCUUCAACACUUCUGGUAAACCAUGCCCCCAGGCCUGCAGGGGCCGCAGCCACAAACAUAGCUAACCCCAUAGUAGGCGUCUAG
This is a messenger RNA of Myotis myotis, 2032 nucleotides long. RefSeq names its product poly(A) polymerase beta (gene PAPOLB). Gene Ontology annotation, cellular component: nucleus. The record is from RefSeq and is a predicted model, not a curated record. The transcript has a single exon. Bases 113 to 2032 code for a protein of 639 amino acids. Lineage: Eukaryota; Metazoa; Chordata; Mammalia; Chiroptera; Vespertilionidae. Gene Ontology annotation, molecular function: poly(A) RNA polymerase activity; RNA binding.